GUGCUCGAACUGGCAGUCGCAGUCGCAGUGGCAAACGCAAAACGCUGAAGUCAUAGAAGCUAACGAACUCUGAGAGCCAUUCGAAUCGAUUCUCCAUUUCCCCCCAGCAUCUGUCGGAGACGGAGACGGAGUCGGACUUGGACUUGGAGACGGAGUCGAAGUCACAUAAGAACGUUUACCCGAAACAUAUGCUAGGCAGUUAGGCGCUCCACUUUCGACAGUGCAGACGGCGAGCGCUCGAGCGGUUCGACGGUUCCAAAGUUUCGAUAAAUUAUUUCGGUGCCACGAACAAACAAACAACACGUUUAAAUCAAACAAAAUACCAGACGGGAGGAAAGGAAUUAAAUAACAAUUAAUCAACCCAUUCGUGCGUGUCCUGCCAGCAUUCAAGUGAAUUACUGAAACGUUUCCUUAACGCAUACAAGUGCUUUCGAUAUAUUGAAUCAAAGCAACGCGCAGAGUAGAAGCAGGAGGAGACGCAGACGCAGAAGCAGAAGCAGAAGCAAAAGCAAAACUUGCUGCAGUGGCAAGAACAGCAAUGCAACUACAGCUACGGUCAAUGACAAAGAAACGAGUCAGCAGCAUGAUGAUGAAGACAACGACCAAGACGACAUGUUGCCUGGUGUUGGUUGCCUUAAUGCUGCUGGUGGACAGCUCGGUGGCAGCACGCAAGCUUCUGCCCAAGCGGCCGGUGAAACCGUUGAAGACAUUUCCGCGCAACAAUGCCACACCAAUACCAGCAGCAGGGGCACUCUCAGCAGCAACAGCAGCAGCAGUGGGAGCCACAGCCACAGCCACAGCUACAGCCACAGCCACAGCGGGAGCUGCAACAUUGAACGGAAGCGAGCUACCAAAACCGUUGACGCUGCAAUCCGACGAACCAGCGGAAGCGAUUGUCGCAUCGCCACCUGGAACCCCAUCGGCAGCGGCAUCAGAAUCAGCAUCAGCAUCGGCAUUGGCAUCGGUAGCGGCAUCACCUGCCAAUGUGGAGACCAAAGCCGAUGAUAUUGCCAACCAGACCCCAACCGCAACACCUUCAGGCGGCUCGGGCCUGAUCGAUGAGGACUGCGAGCCGGAUAUGAUUGGCUUCGAGCUUAUAACAGGGUACGUGCUAUCGGCGCCAUCGAGGCAAUUGGAAACGCUGCCCGGCACCCUCAUGCUGACCGACUGCCUGGAGGCCUGCCAGGCCAAUGAAUCUUGCAGCUCGGUUAAUUAUGAGACGGGCCUGUGUGUCAUGUUCCGCAGCACAGCCGAUCAGUUGCCAGGUUCACUUUCGCGCUCCCAGUAUCCCGUUUUUACCGUAUACGCACAGAAAUCCUGCUUCGGAGUGCGACCCUGCUCGAAGGCCUGGUGCAUUGAUCGCGUACAGGGCUACCGGUUGCCGGAGCGAGCCAAGGCCAGCCAGAGCGUGGCCACGAGGCGCGACUGCAUCGAGCUGUGCCUGGGCGAGACGGAGUUCACCUGUCGAUCGGCCAACUAUUAUGCGCACUCUGGCCUGUGCGAGCUCUCGGACAUGGAUCGCAUUACGCUGUCGGACGAGGCGAACAUCGCGGCCUACGAUGGCGCCGACUAUCUGGAGAACAACUGCGCGGAGGAGCCCAGCAAGCUGUGUGAGUUCAAGCGGAUCUCGGGUCGCAUUCUGAAGACGGUCGACUCGGUGCAUCAGAAUGUGCAGAGCAUCGACGACUGUCGCGACCUCUGCCUCACCGCCCCGUUCCGAUGCCACUCCUACGACUACAACGAGACCGGUGAGCAUGUCUGCCGCCUCUCGCACCACAGUCGCGCCACCCUGACGGAUCUCUCGGAGCCCUAUCUGAGCAUUGAAGAGGCGGCCACUUACGAGCAGUCUGCCUGCUAUAAUGUGUCCAUCGAUUGCCGCUCUGGCGAAAUGAUCACCAAGAUUCGCACCUCCAAGCUCUUCGACGGCAAGGUCUACGCCAAGGGAGCCCCCAAAUCCUGCGCUGUGAACGUAAACAACUCUCUGGAGUUCGAUCUGAAGAUGCGUUACAACGACCUCGAGUGCAACGUCCGCCAGAGUGCCUACGGCCGCUAUAUGAACGACAUUGUCAUCCAGCACCAUGACAUGAUUGUCACCUCCUCCGAUCUGGGACUGGCCGUCUCCUGCCAGUACGAUCUGACCAACAAGACGGUGGUGAACAAUGUGGAUCUGGGCGUAACCGGCGAGAUCGAGUCGACGCUGAGCGAGGAAAUCAUUGUCGAUUCCCCGAAUGUCAUCAUGAAGAUCACCGCACGUGAUGGCAGCGACAUGAAGCGCAUUGCCGAGGUGGGAGACCCGCUCGCCCUCCGCUUCGAGAUUGUGGACGCGAACAGUCCGUACGAGAUAUUUGUGCGGGAACUGGUGGCCAUGGACGGGACGGACAGUGCCGAAAUCACGCUGAUCGAUGCCAACGGCUGUCCCACGGACCAGUACAUAAUGAGUGCCAUGCAGAAGAUGGCCAGCAAUCGCAAGGUGCUGCUCUCACAGUUCGACGCCUUCAAGUUCCCCUCCUCGGAGCUGGUGCAGUUCCGCGCCCUGGUCACGCCCUGCAUACCGCGCUGCGAACCGGUUAUCUGCGACAACGAUGAGAACGGAGAACUCAAGAGUCUUCUAUCAUACGGUCGGCGCAAGCGCUCAGUGCUGAAUGGCACCGAUGGCGUGGAGCUGGCCAUUAAGUCGGAACGCCAAAAACGUGAUGUGAGUCAUCAGCCGGCCGCAACCGAUGAGAACAUUUUGCUGGUGCAAUCGAUACAAAUCACCGAUAAGUUCGCCUUCAAUGGCGCCGAUUCAGGCGGCGGCAGCAACGGCAACGGCAUCGGCGCAGGGCCCACCGAUGGCCUGGCCAAAUUGCAACUGGAACUGGCCACCAAAUCGGACACUUGCAUAAAUGGUUAUGGUUUCAUAAUUGCCGGGGCACUGUUCCUGCUCCUCCAGCUGACGGUCAUCGCUGUCUGGGACAAUAUGCAGAAGCGCGCGUUACACAAGCGGUAAAUGGCGAGGCUGGAGUGAGUGUGCAAUCGAAUCCCAGAAUACCAGAAUCCCAGAGAGAACGAACGCCCGACAUCGGCAAAGAGGCAAGACUGCAAUACAGCAUUUGCCUUUCCGCAACGCAACAAACGUGAAGAUGAAACGAAGGAAGAACUAGCAUGAAAUUCUACUUAGCUCAAAACUUAGCACCGCUCAUAAUCUAGUUAGUAGAUGUACGAGAACGAAGAACGGAGAACGGAGAGCCAGGCGAGAUGAGAGCGAGGCCCUUCCCCCAGCAUCCGAAUGUGGCAGCAACAUUGAGCUGGACUCCUCUGUGAACUGGAAGAUGAAACCUAGACAAAUGGCAACUGGAUCGAGGGAAGGGAGGAAGCCCAAGCUCCCGCUGUAGCUUAAUAUUUAUACUUACUUUACUUAUAUGCCCAUGCCCAUGCCCAUAUAUCAUUUAGGAGUCCCAGUACCCCCGUACUCCCCACCCCCACCUCCCCUCUAUAAGACUUACCGCUAAGACUACUCUGAAUGUGUCGACAUACUAUCAGCUUAAGACUCGUAAAAGCUCCUUAGUCCGUAGUGCGAACGAACCAUUCAAACCUCUCAAGCGAGCACCGUACUGACGACUCCCCCCGCCCCCGCCCCCCCACUACUGGCCAAUUGCUCGUUUAAGAGGUUUGACUGUCUGCUAAUACUUAAAUACUUAACUUAACUUAACUUAAUGCUCAUAUAUAUGCUAGGUCUAAACGAACACACACAAAACACACACACACACACACAAGAAUAUAAGAAAGAGAAACAGAAACAGAAACAGAAAAAAAAUGUAACAAGAGACAAAACUUCAGAUGCUAUAAAAGGUAAAUAAACGUAUUAGAAAGAUA
This is a messenger RNA of Drosophila obscura, 3855 nucleotides long. RefSeq lists its product as uncharacterized. The record is from RefSeq and is a predicted model, not a curated record. Bases 539 to 2989 code for a protein of 816 amino acids. The transcript has 7 exons. Lineage: Eukaryota; Metazoa; Arthropoda; Insecta; Diptera; Drosophilidae.